This is a messenger RNA of Hyla sarda, 901 nucleotides long. It is a transcript of the gene C1H14orf119, whose product is annotated as chromosome 1 C14orf119 homolog. Bases 136 to 483 code for a protein of 115 amino acids. The transcript is spliced from 2 exons. The record is from RefSeq and is a predicted model, not a curated record. NCBI's taxonomy places the organism in Eukaryota, Metazoa, Chordata, Amphibia, Anura, Hylidae.
GUGACGUCAGCCUCGAGCACUUCCGCCUCCGAGUUCGGGUCUAGUCGGAGACUGUCUACACCCCCCCUCUCCUUCCUGUUACGUCACGUUCGCACAAGCUCCCUAGGCCCCGCCUCCCUUCUCAUAUUCGUGGUUAUGACAGAGGAGGCCAUUCCUAUCUCUUAUGGUCUGGCACAAGAAAUGCGAAGUGUUCUACACUGGUUUUCUGAAUGGACAGAACAUCAACGAAAGCACUUUAUGCAGGAUCUACUGUGUAAAGCAGUGCCUGGCAAGCUAUGCUUGCUCCUUGAAGGACUGGGGUCUUUGCAACUUUCUGCUCCCCCUCCAAGCCUUUUUCAGUGUCAAAUGAGACUUUGGGAUCAGUGGUUCCAGAGCUGGGAUGAGGAUGAAAGAAAUGAAUUUUUACGACAACUGGAGCAGCAAGACCCAAACUUUGUGGCCCAGUUUCACAAGGAGGUGGCAGGAACUGCAGGCCAGGCCUAGCCAGAAUAGAUAUGAAUAUAUUUUAUAUAAGUAGAGGAUAAUAAAACAAGAGGAAGCUUUCAUUGAUUCAAAGAUGAAUAGUACUGUAGUCUUUGGUGCCUUACAUCUCUUUAACCCCCUUAAGGACCAAGCCCAUUUUCACCUUAAGGACCCGGCCAUUUUUUUGCACAUCUGACCACUGUCACUUUAAGCAUUAAUAACUCUGGGAUGCUUUUACUUUUCAUUCUGAUUCCGAGAUUUUUUUUUUGUGACAUAUUCUACUUUAUGUUAGUGGUAAAUUUUUGUCGAUACUUGCAUCAUUUCUUGGUACAAAAAUUCCCAAAUUUGAUGAAAAAAUUGAAAAUGUUGCAUUUUUUUUUUUUUUUUACUUUUAAACUCUCUGCUUAUAAGGAAAAUAGACAUAACAAAUAAAUUAUAU